This is a messenger RNA of Punica granatum (pomegranate), 3082 nucleotides long. NCBI's taxonomy places the organism in Eukaryota, Viridiplantae, Streptophyta, Magnoliopsida, Myrtales, Lythraceae. The record is from RefSeq and is a predicted model, not a curated record.
UCCUCGGGAGCAAUACGCGUAAUAAUUUGACAUAUAUUCUUGGAAUCGCCUCGAGCUUUACUAGACACACACAUAUCUUCAUGGCAGAAAGCUCAUCUCUCUUCAUCGUGUUCGUAUACUUGUUUCCCCUGCUGUUUCAUCUUCUUACCGCUGCUUCUCACUCUGUGCCCUGGUGCCACGAGGAUGAGAGGUCUGCUUUGAUGCAACUCAAGCAAAGCUUGAAAGAAGGCCCCGAGUAUUGCAGCAAACUCUAUGACUCAUGGGGUGAUGACAAGAAGCUCGAAUCGUGGCAGUUAGAGGGGGGCCAAGAAGGCAGCAAUUGCUGUACCUGGAGCGGGGUCCAAUGUGACGGACGCACUAACCACGUCAUCGGCCUCGACCUCAGAAAAGCUUGCCUCUACGGCUCCAUCAACUCCAGCAGCAGCCUGUUUCGUCUCAGUCACUUAGAGAAUCUCGAUCUUUCACUUAAUAACUUCAAUUUUUCUCCCAUACCACCCGCAAUUGGCAACCUUUGGAGGCUCACCAUGCUGGAUUUGAGUGCUAAUGUGUUCACUGGUGAGAUCCCAUCUUCCUUUAGUAACCUCACUCGACUCUCGUACUUAGAUCUGAGUGUCAAUCAGUUGACGGGCCAAAUCCCAUCUUUGCUAGGGAACAUCCAUCAACUCUCCGAGAUAGAUCUAGGCUACAACAAGUUGACAGGCCAAGUCCCAUCUUCUUUCCAAAACUUGACUCAAUUAUCUCGUUUACGCUUGAACCAAAAUCAAUUGACUGGCCAAAUCCCAUCUUUCUUCACCACCCUCAAUGAACUGCGUAUGCUAUAUCUGAGCAAAAACCGAUUGACUGGCCAAAUACCAUCGUUCUUGGGGAACCUCAGCCAACUCUCUAAAUUGGAUCUCAGCGUCAACCAACUCACAGGACAGAUGCCAUCUUUCGUUUGGAACUUCACGCAAAUCUCACGUUUACGUCUUGGGCAAAAUCAAUUGACAGGUCCUAUUCCAUCUCAACUUGGGAGCCUCAUCUACCUGGAGUAUCUUGACCUUUCUCUGAACAGAUUCCAUGGGCCUGUCCCAAGCUCAAUCUCUCAUCUCAGUAAUCUUUGGUACCUUAACGUUUACGGAAACAACCUGAGCGGGAACCUGAACUUGGGCAUGUUUUCGGGGCUCCAGGGGCUCAUGGCACUAGUCCUAUCAUUCAACGACUUUACCCUGCUCCCCGAGCCCAAUGCAAGUGAAAGUUAUCCACUGUUCCGGUCUUUAGGUUUGGCUUCAUGCAAAUUACAUGAGGUCCCUGAAUUUUUACGUCAUCAGCAUGAUCUUAAAUGGCUUGACCUUUCCUACAAUAACAUAUCAGGGCAGAUACCCGAGUGGUUUUCGGGCUUUGUAUCUGUGAGAUCCUUGAACCUUUCUUAUAACUCUCUGACUGGAUUCCCACAACACCCGGUGUUUCUGAAUUGGACGCGGCUCAGAAGUCUUGAUGUCAGGUCCAACCAGUUGCAGGGACCACUUCCUGCCGUUCCUCACGCAAGCAUUCAGUUCUAUUUCGUCUCCAAUAACAGACUCUCUGGAACAAUAUCACCGGUGAUAUGCAACAUGAACAAUAUACAGCUACUGGAUCUGGCAAAGAACAACUUCAGCAGUGUGAUUCCACGAUGUUUGAGCAACUUGAGCAGCACUUUGACGGUGUUAAGUCUACACGACAACAACUUCUAUGGAGGAAUCCCGCAGUUGAGUAAAGGCACUUGUAGCUUGAGGAUGAUAGAUUUUAGUAGCAAUCUACUGGAAGGUCCGCUGCCGAGGUCACUAGCAAACUGCACCGAGCUGGAGUUUCUCAAUAUGGGGAAUAAUAUGAUUCGGGACAUUUUUCCUUCUUGGUUGGGCUCACUUGCAAACCUAAAGGUAUUGAUUUUGCAGUCUAACAGAUUGCAAGGACCGAUAAUGGAGCCUAAGAGCAACUUCGAGUUCCCUAACUUGCAGAUUUUGGACCUCUCUCGCAACAAAUUAGUAGGUUUAUUGCCAUCGAACUACUUCCAGUAUUGGAAAGCAAUGAGAGUUUUAAACACCGGCGGAUCAAGCUAUAUUGGGUAUUCUUGGAAUGUGCCUCAGUCUCCCUUUAUGUCUUCUUUUGUGUCGGUUAAAGGUGGCUAUGAUUUCUCAAUGACAAUAGUCAAUAAAGGCACGGUAAUGGUGUAUGCAAAGAUCUUGGAAUACCUAACCGUGAUCGAUCUUUCGAGCAAUAACUUCACCGGAGAGAUUCCGAAAUCUAUUGGAAGCUUAGAGGGACUCCAUCUGCUCAAUCUCUCUCACAAUCUACUCGCAGGCCGUAUUCCUCCUGCCCUGAAUGGUCUGACCAAUUUGGAAGCCCUCGACCUUUCUCGCAACCACCUCAGCGGAGAGAUCCCUGAGAAACUAACGGAGCUGACUUACCUAGCAGUUUUCAACGUAUCUUACAACCAACUGUCAGGGUCCAUACCUCGAGUGAAGCAAUUCAACACAUUUGACAACAGCUCUUACAAAGGGAAUGCUGGACUAUGUGGAGAGCCUUUGUCAAAGAAAUGCGCAGGCCCGGAUAAUGUGGCUCCACCAGCACCUGCAGCUGGAGAUGAUCAUGAAGGCUCGAAUACUUUAUUUGAUGAUUUUGACUGGAAGAUCAUUCUGAUGGGGUUUGCAAGUGGACUAGUCAUUGGUGUGGUUCUAGGACAAGGCAUUAGCAUUAGAGGAGACAACUUGUUUGUGAGAAAGUUCGGCCGGAGAUAUCGAAGAAGACAUGCAUAGAUCAGAAAAGAUUAUGUUGCUCUACUUGAAAGGAUGGGAUAUGGAGGAGAAUCUCGAAUCUUGGCAGGACCUUUUCUUCUUUUGGAACUUGUAUUGCUUUACUGCUAUAUUCUUUUGCUCGAUUUUGAUGUUUCUUAUGAGACUACUAUUGUAGCUGGAGGGGAAUUCGCUGUAUUUGUCUGUCUGUUCUGCUCCUUCGCAUGUUUUCCUCUCCCUGUUGUUGCACAGUAUAUUGUCUUUUAAGCACUUGGUAGCUUUCAAUGAAACUGUCAGCCACACUUGUUGUUCUCUUGUGAAACUAUUGACAUAUA